AUGAAGUACAAAUCGCCCCAGGUAGAGAGCGAAACCGACGCAGCUGAUGCCCCCAAGCGCAAGCUCGAUCAGAGAGACCCUGACAUCAGCACCGGUGAAGGAAGCCUCGAGGUAGAAAAGGAGCAGCCGCCUACUAAAGCGUCCAAGUCAGCUGCAAACACCGUUGAAGAAGAUGACGAGGUUCAGGAGGAUUCGGGGUAUAAGGACGAAGAAUUUGAGGAAGAGGGCGAGGAAGAUAAUGAGGAAUUCGAUGAAGAGGAAGAAUAUGAUGAGGCAGAUGACGAGAACGUCGACUUUGUGAAAGAGCAAGGUGGUGAAGAAGAAGAGGACCAGGACGCAGAAGGCGAGGAAGACGAUGAAGGAGAAGCAAAAGAAAGGGUCUCAAGCAAGCCCAAACUGCAAAAGGUCGUCAAGGAAUUUGGUCGCCCACCCUUGUAUGGGACCGAAAUCGCAGAGGGACGCCUGGAGAGCUCCCCGGAUACACUACUUGCUAUGGUUAUGGACGCGAUGCUGAAAUCGCGCCCUAUCUCGCACGACCUGACACAGCGCGCAGUCAAUAAGCUUAUCGAGGUCGGGUAUCAUGAUAUACGGAAAUUAGGGGAGAGCAGCUGGGAGGAGAGAACAAUGGUCCUCAAGGACGGGGGAUACAAUCGCUAUCGAGAGCAAGGUGCAACGAAUCUAGGUGAUUUGGCAGAGUUCGUCAAUGAGAAGUACGAUGGAGAUCUUAACAAUCUUCUGAAAAAAGCCCAUAAUGACCGAGACGAAACGAGAAAGUUGAUAAAGGAGAUCAAAGGACUAGGCGACCUGGGCGUAGAUCUCUUUUUCAACAAUGCCCAGGCUGUGUGGCCUUCCAUUGCACCUUUUAUUGAUGGGCGCAGUUUGGAAACUGCUGAUAAUGUCGGCCUUGGUACGGACCUGGACGCUAUCUACGCCGACCUAGGACGCGACUCGAUGAGUAUGAGCCGACUAGCCAAUGGAUUGUCGGCUGUCAGACUGGAGAAGAGGCAAGGAGAUCUCAUGGCGAUUUGA
Messenger RNA from Aspergillus niger, 1029 nucleotides. RefSeq lists its product as uncharacterized. Lineage: Eukaryota; Fungi; Ascomycota; Eurotiomycetes; Eurotiales; Aspergillaceae. Gene Ontology annotation, biological process: DNA repair. The record is from RefSeq and is a predicted model, not a curated record. The coding region runs from base 1 to 1029 and encodes 342 amino acids. The transcript is spliced from 2 exons. Gene Ontology annotation, molecular function: catalytic activity.